This is a messenger RNA of Beta vulgaris subsp. vulgaris (sugar beet), 1507 nucleotides long. Its product is annotated as F-box protein At2g38590. Gene Ontology annotation, molecular function: protein binding. The record is from RefSeq and is a predicted model, not a curated record. The transcript has a single exon. NCBI's taxonomy places the organism in Eukaryota, Viridiplantae, Streptophyta, Magnoliopsida, Caryophyllales, Amaranthaceae. Bases 200 to 1348 code for a protein of 382 amino acids.
UCAAAAGUCAUGAUAUUUUUAGUAAGAAGUACAUAAUUGUAUAUUCAAUCUUUUUUUUUGGUAAACAAAGUAACCAAACCUUACUAAUUGUAUAUUCAAUCAUACAAACCAAGUGCAACGUUUUUUUUUUUUUUUUUGGCUACCAACCAAGUGCAAGUAUUGCAUAUCUUUUAUCUUCUAUAUACAACAGAUUUUUAUUAUGCUUUCAUGUAGAAACCUAACUGUAAACACAAUGAAUAACCAUAACCAUCUCCCUGAAGUACUCUUGAUCUCUGAAAUCUUUAGGCGCUUACCUAUAAAAUCUCUUCUCAUUUGCAAUUGUGUUUGUAAACUAUGGAAUUCCAUCAUUUCAACCCCUUCUUUUGCUGCAUAUCACCUUAAACACUUCCCUUUUUCUAACCAUCAAUCUCUCUUAAUCAACACCAAAAGCUUGUUCCUCUCAUUCGAUUUCGAAUAUCAUGAAAAUUUCGAAGUCGAACGCAUGAAAACAACACCAAUUGAGUUCCCUGAUGUUACUAUGGUAGCAUCAUACAAUGGACUAGUUUGUUUGGAUGAUGAAGCUAAGAAUUCUCUAUAUAUUUGGAAUCCCACUAUUUCAAAGCAUAUCCAAAUUCCUUAUCCUCAAACUUUGAUCAAAACUCGAUUUGUUUGGGGAUUUGGGGAAGUUUCAUCAAUGAAUGAUUAUAAGUUGAUAAGAAUAUAUCAUCAGAGCUUGAACAUGAAAGUACAAGUGUUCUCCUUCAUUAGCAAUGUUUGGAAAAUUUUGGAUAUGAAAUUUGGAAAACAUGGUUCUGAUGAUAUCCCACCAAUGAAUGGAAUAGGAGUAUCAGUUAAUAAUAUGAUAUAUUGGGUAUCAUACUAUACUGAAUAUGAUGUUGGUUAUUAUGAUCAUUGCUGCCAAAUCGUGGCAUUCGACUUGGUAGAGGAGAAAUUCAUGGAGCUCGCCUCGCUCCCUAAGUGGUCUGAUUAUAGCUUCAACGCAACUCCGGUGUUGUUUCAGAGAGAUGGAUGUUUGUGUGCUUGUUGGAAAAGUUAUCAAGGUGAUUUUGAUAUUGGAAUGUUUAAGGAAGAACAAGAAGGGAUAUAUUCAUGGAUAAGAUUGUUUCAUUUUGAUCAUGGUUCUUUUGUAUACUUCUGUGAUGAAAGAUUCAAAUUUCAGAAAAUUCAGGGUGUUACAGAAACAGGGAAUUUUGUUGUUCAGGUUGAUGGAGAAAGCAUCAUUCUUUUUGACAUAAAUCAAGAUCCACAGAAAGAUGUCCAUGUUUUGAAGAUUCCUAGGGCUAGAAAUGUGAUUACUUGUGUAAAAAGUUUAUUAUCUCCCAUAGAUCUUGUGGGUUACAGAAGCUAAAACAGUGAUGAUACCUGGGGAUCAGAGCUUGACUUCUUCAGUUUCUUCUGCAGAUUUCUGCUAUAUUGUUCUCCUUUUUCUUUUCUUUUUUCACAUAUGUUUACCUACUUUUUGUACCUACAUUCCUAAAAUAUAAAUAAAUUUGCCUUAAUGCUUAGA